This is a messenger RNA of Mucor mucedo, 1061 nucleotides long. RefSeq lists its product as uncharacterized. The transcript has a single exon. The coding region runs from base 44 to 1048 and encodes 334 amino acids. Gene Ontology annotation, molecular function: protein binding. NCBI's taxonomy places the organism in Eukaryota, Fungi, Mucoromycota, Mucoromycetes, Mucorales, Mucoraceae. The record is from RefSeq and is a predicted model, not a curated record.
UUUUUUUUGUUACCAACGUCCCUAAAAAGAAUAAAUUCCAAAUAUGUCUAUAGCACGAUUAACAAGAAGUCUGGGUCGUAUGGUUCAUAGACCAUUAAUUAUUCAAAAUAACAGAAUGCCAAUUGCAUACCCCAUGUUCCGACGAUUAUGUACUAUUCCCGAUACCAAAGAUGCCGAAUCCAUCUUGACAGUUUUACAGCAAGUAAACAAUAAGGACGCGAAAACAUACAAUUCAUUAUUAACGGAAUUAGCGUCAAAUGGACGAUCAGCGCAAGCACAAAAGGUCUACGACGAGAUUUUUCGAGACCACGACGUUUUGGCCAACAUUACAACCUACAGUCAACUCAUGUUAGCUUACAUUAAUGAUGGCAAAUACGAAGAGGCCAUGGAGAUAUAUUAUGAGUUACGUGACCACGAGGACUCGCCCAAUAGCUCGGUCAAAAAUUUACAGUUAGAUGCCGAGACCUAUGGCAGCAUGAUCCGUUCUUUGACCGAUAAUAAGAAUAUGGUGCUUAACAAGACUCGAUUUGACCCCACGGUCGAACCAUUAUAUGAAUAUUCAGUGGAGGAUGUGGAUUCAGCUAUUUAUCAGGAUAUCGAAGGAGACUCACAGCCAUCACUAUUGACAGCAUUGACAUUAUUUAAUGAUAUGCGCCAUUUAGAAAUUCAGCCCACUUCCGAAAUGUACAUCAGCAUGUUGAAGGCGUGUGCGGAACAGAAAGAUGGAUAUGUUCUAGAAAAGAUUCAUAAAUUGAUUCGAAUGGAUCUGUAUCUUGAUCCUGAUAUCAAGGUGUUUAAUCACUUAAUGAAUGCAUAUAAUAUCGUAGGCGACGGAAGUUCGGUAUUGGAGAUUUGGGAUACCGCAGAAUCAAGUGAUAAUUUUGAUGAAGAGAGUGUUUCUAUUGUAUUAAAUACGUGUUUACAGCAUGGCUUUAUUACAAGAUUAACUUCGAUAUGGAAUAUUUUAAAAAACAAGCAUAAAUUGAACACAGAAAAGACUUUAGACCAGUUAUUAGAAGAAGGAGGAUAUAAACAAAUAAAUAAAUAAUAAUUCUUAAAUA